CUUGUUCUUCCUACCCACUAGCCUUCGCAGAGCAAAGUCGAGGAUAAGGAUAUAAUCAUAUAUAGCUACUCUCUGCCCUCCGUUUUCAUCGCCCUUGCACGGAAGCAUCAGCAAUAAUAGAGAGAUACGGACGCCAAAGUAAAAGUGCCCUUCCGGCUUCCACUUCCCUUGAAGUCCAAAAAGGAAUGUCCAGCUUCUAACAUUUAAGUAUUAGUUGCAAACACCAAUCAGUAAAUUGAGGAUGUCUCCACUGAUCCAUUGUUCAAUAGGAAAUAUCAAUCUCUUUCCUGGAGCCACCUUCGUACAAACAAAGAGAAUACAGCUUACCAAAUAUAAUGCUUCACAUAAUCAUGCAGAGCGGGUAUUGUAUAGCAGAGGAUAUUAUUUUCCUCGAUCAUUACAUCUGCCUCAGAUAUACAGAAUUAGCUUCACACCUAGACAUGGAUUAAGAAGUCAAACAAUAUCAGCUGUUGGGACUGAUGUAACAGUAGAAGAUCCAAAUCCUGCUGUUUCAGGAGAAGGCAAUAAUGUUGCAGAUGGAGCUUCACCAAGUUCUGUUGAGACAAGCAAAACUGCCCCAUCAAAUCCUGCCAUGACUCCCACUGCUAGAGUCAAACGUCCAAGAUCUGUCAGAAAGAGUGAAAUGCCCGCUGUGAAGGAUGAAGAAUUGAUUCCAGGUGCUUCCUUUAUCGGGAAAGUAAGGUCAAUUCAACCCUUUGGUGCCUUUGUAGACUUUGGAGCAUUCACAGAUGGACUUGUUCAUGUUUCGAGAAUAAGCGAUGAAUAUGUCAAAGAUGUUGCAGCUGCUGUUUCCAUUGGACAAGAGGUGAAAGUAAAGGUGGUGGAAGCCAAUAAGGAAACUGGUAGAAUAUCUCUCACCAUGCGAGAUGGUGAUAAUACUGGUAAGACACAGCAGAGAAAGGAAACUCCUGCCAAUGGAAGCAAUGAUAAGCCUAGAUCUGUCAGGAAAAAUGCUGUAAGGUCUAAUCAGAAACGUGAUGAGGGGCAAAAGAGUAGCAAACUUGUGAAGGGCCAAAUUUUAGAUGGCACAGUGAAAAAUACAAUCAGAUCAGGUGCUUUUGUAUCUCUACCAGAUGGAGAGGAAGGUUUUCUACCAGUGUCUGAGGAAUCUGAAGGGUUUGGAAACGUAAUGGGUAACUCUUCUCUGCAAGUUGGUCAGGAAGUCAAGGUGCGGGUGUUGCGUAUUUCAAGAGGACAGGCUACUCUAACAAUGAAAAAGGAAGAAGAUGUUGAAUCUAUAAAUAGGCAGCUUAAUCAAGGUGUAGUGCACGUGGCAACCAACCCUUUUGAGUUAGCUUUCCGUCAAAACGAGGACAUUGCUGCAUUUUUGGAUGAGAGAGAAAGAACCCAGAAAAAAACUUCACUCUUGAUUGAAGAAAAGGUCAAUGAAUCCACAAAAGUCAGCGAAGAAGGCUUGGUUGGUGUUUCUUCUAGUUCAGGUCUGGGGCUUAAGGUUGAAAAAUCAACAUCUGAAGUGCUUAAUGACGAAGAUUCUACUUCAGAGUCUAUUCCAGAUGAACAAAUUAGUAGUGAUAUGGAACCUGCAAGUGAAUCACCUCAGGAUGCUAUUUAUAUUCCGGAAACCUCAACCGGAGAUGAGGAUAAUUCUGGAACCCCAACAGAAUCAUCCAGUCUAGUUUCUGACGGGCCCUCUGAAACAGACGUAUUGGAAGAUCCUAUUGCCUCAGGUAUUACUAAAGAUGAAAGCAUCGGUAGUACAACAAAUUUGAUUUCUGAAAUUUCUUUUAUUGCUGAUGCUCCAUCAAGUGAUGAAGAAAGCCAUACUGAUGUUUCCGAAAAACUGGCCUCAGAAGAUAAACUUGAAAUGCCAUCUACCGAAGUAAAUGGGAAUGGAGGAUACUCAAAUGCUGAAAAUUCUGUGGCUGAUAGCCUCCCUAUAAUUAAUGAGGUUGAAGAAAGCAAUAUCUCUACCAUUUCAGUUUCAGAAGGUGGGGAGAAUUCUCAAAAUUCUGAUGCCAUAAAAAAUGGAAUUAAAGAAUUUAUAACUUCUGGAAGUUCCAUAAUUGAUGAAUUGAAGAAAAACGAAGUCCAUGACGUUCCUUUCUUACAAGAUAAGGAAAGUUCUAACAACUUAACCAUGGAAGAAAGUAAAAAAAAAGAAGCUUUAACUCUUGAAAGCUCCAUUACUGAUGAGUUCCCCGGAACGGAUGAUGAUAAAGAAACUGAUGCCACUGCUAUAACUUUCUCAGAAGAUAUUGAAAGUGUUGGUAACCCAAUUGCUAAAGAAAAUGAUGUGGAGCCUGCCAAAUCUGAAGAAUCUUCUAAAAAAGCUAGAGGUGAACUCUUGGUUUUAGAAGUUGCUAAUGAUGAAAUUGCUAGCGGACAUUCAGAUGCCAUCGUAAUAAAUGGUAAAAUGGAAACAGAAGAGCCUCCUUUAAUUGAGAAUGAAAUAGCCUCUUCUAACUUCAAUAUCAAAAAGAUGGAGGCUUCGACUUUGGGAACAUCUAAGAUUUCAAUCGGGCAAUCUGGAAAUCCUGAACAAGGAUCUGUCAAAGCAACAAUCUCCCCAUCUGUUGUGAAGCAAUUGCGGGAAGAAACUGGAGCUGGUAUGAUGGAUUGCAAGAAAGCUCUUGCAGAAACAGAUGGUGACUUUGUUGAAGCUCUGAACUUUCUCAGGAAAAAAGGAUUAGCUAGUGCGGAUAAGAAGGCCAGCAGAGCUACUGCAGAAGGAAGAAUAGGAUCUUAUAUCCAUGAUAACCGAAUUGGAGUCCUCAUAGAAGUCAAUUGUGAAACAGAUUUUGUCUCUCGAGGGGAGAUCUUUCAGCAGCUAGUUGAUGACCUGGCAAUGCAAGUUGCCGCUUGUCCUCAAGUUCGUUACUUGGUCCCUGAAGAUGUUCCGGAUGAAAUUGUGAACAAGGAAAGGGAAAUAGAAAUGCAGAAAGAAGACCUGCUGACGAAGCCAGAGCAGAUAAGAUCCAAAAUUGUGGAUGGUCGUAUCAAAAAGAGGCUUGCAGAAUUUGCAUUGCUGGAGCAGCCUUAUAUUAAGAAUGAUAAAAUAGUUGUCAAGGAUUGGGUGAAGCAGACAAUUGCCACGGUUGGAGAAAAUAUCAAAGUGAAAAGGUUUUUUCGAUAUAAUCUUGGUGAAGGCUUGGAAAAGAAGAGUCAGGAUUUUGCUGCUGAAGUUGCUGCCCAAACAACAGCAAAACCUUCACCAUCAUUACCAAAAGAUCAGUCUGCUGAAGCAAAGGAAACUGUUGAAAAACCACCUGCUGCUGCCAUCUCGGCAGCACUGGUCAAGCAACUCCGCGAGGAAACUGGUGCUGGCAUGAUGGACUGUAAGAAAGCUCUUUUAGAAAGCGACGGCAACCUUGAGAAGGCUCAGGAGUACCUUCGCAAAAAAGGUCUCUCCUCCGCCGACAAGAAAUCUUCCAGAGUGGCUGCCGAGGGUCGAAUCUCCUCCUAUAUCCACGACUCUCGCAUUGGUUGCUUGAUUGAAGUUAACAGCGAGACUGACUUUGUCGGCCGCAAUGAGAAAUUCAUUGAGCUGGUCGAUGACCUGGCGAUGCAGGUGGUUGCAUGUCCACAGGUAGAGUUUGUUUCAGUAGAGGAUGUACCUGAGAGCAUUGUGAACAAGGAGAAAGAAAUAGAGAUGCAAAGAGAAGAUUUGCUGUCUAAACCUGAGAACAUAAGGGAGAGGAUUGUUGAAGGAAGGAUAUCAAAGAGGUUAGGAGAGCUUGCUCUCCUGGAACAACCAUUUAUCAAGGUUGACAGUUUGCUGGUGAAGGAUUUAGUGAAGCAGACGGUAGCUGCUCUUGGUGAAAAUAUCAAAGUUAGGAGGUUCAUUCGAUAUACUCUUGGAGAGACUCAGGACUGAGAAAGAGGGAAAGACGUGCCACAUUUUUAUUUUUAGUUUUUGUGAAGGAAAAGCAGUUUUUGUAACUAGUCGAUCUGUAAUGGAGAAUGGUGUAUUUUUUAGAUUCAGGUAAUUUGUUGAUGAGGUUGUAAGUUUUCACUUGUUCUUAAUCAGCCCAACGAUUUUUUUGGUGAAUGGAAUAGGGACAUCUGUUGUUCGUGUGGUUGUAUUAUAUUAAAGAUUCGACAUGUAAUAACAAUUUUUUUGAAGUGCUACA
This is a messenger RNA of Dendrobium catenatum, 4112 nucleotides long. RefSeq lists its product as uncharacterized. Gene Ontology annotation, biological process: mitochondrial translational elongation. Bases 242 to 3856 code for a protein of 1204 amino acids. The record is from RefSeq and is a predicted model, not a curated record. Lineage: Eukaryota; Viridiplantae; Streptophyta; Magnoliopsida; Asparagales; Orchidaceae. Gene Ontology annotation, cellular component: mitochondrial matrix. The transcript is spliced from 4 exons. Gene Ontology annotation, molecular function: protein binding; translation elongation factor activity.